UUAGUCCAUCCAGAUCAAUAGGGAAGUGAGGGUGGAAAGAAGAAGAAGAGGAAGAAAUAAGGGGCGCAAUCGGAUCGUUUACACUGGCUGUUCCCGAGGAAAUAUAGACUUCCCUUGCUCGCACCUUUUGUUGCUCACAUGCUCGCACUGUAAAAGUGGAUAUCGAGGCAAUUCCCUUGCUUUGUGAGAUCGCAACAGACUUUCCCCCCCUUUUCCUACCACCAUGUCUUUCCCUCAGCUGGGAUAUCAGUACAUCCGACCGAUAUACCCGCCGGAGCGCCAGGGGAUCGCCAGCAAUGCCCGGGCCGGGACAGAGCUCAGUCCGUCCGGCGCGCUCUCCAACGUCCUCUCCACUAUGUAUGGAUCUCCCUUCGCCGCAGCAGCGCAGGGCUAUGGAGCGUUUCUCCCCUACUCAAACGACAUAUCCAUUUUCAAUCAAUUGGGUGCUCAGUAUGAACUGAAAGACAGUCCCGGUGUCCAGCACCCAGGCUUCGCCCACCAUCACCCUGCUUUUUACCCAUAUGGCCAGUAUCAGUUCGGUGACCCGUCCAGACCCAAAAACGCCACCAGGGAGAGCACCAGCACCCUGAAGGCCUGGCUCAGCGAGCACCGCAAGAACCCCUACCCCACCAAGGGGGAGAAGAUCAUGCUGGCCAUCAUCACCAAGAUGACCCUCACCCAGGUGUCCACCUGGUUCGCCAACGCCAGGAGGAGGCUAAAGAAGGAGAACAAGAUGACCUGGGCCCCCCGGAACCGCACCGACGAAGAGGGGAAUGUUUACAGCAGCGAUCACGAGGGGGAGGAGGGGGACAAGAGGGAGGAUGAGGAGGAGAUCGACUUAGAGAACAUCGACACGGAAAAUAUUGAGAACAAGGACGACUUGGACGACCAGGAUGACCUGCAUUCAGAUAUUAAAUUAGACGGGAGGAGUGACUCUGAGAUUUCUGACGGCUAUGAGGAUUUACAAGGGCCCGACCAGAGGUUUCUAAAGGCUGUGGGAAAAGAUGGCAAAGACGUGGAGAGAGGAGGGGAGCACUUCCACAGCCACCACCAUCACCAUCACCACUCUUCUUUGGACGUCAAAACGGCCCAAGCGAACGGAGAGCCGCUCAAACUGAACCCGGUGUCCGUUAGCUCGCCGCCCUCAGAAAACAACCCUGCCCCAGCCCAAAAGCCAAAGAUCUGGUCUUUGGCAGAGACAGCCACGGCCCCUGACAAUCCGCGCAAAUCGCCCCAAAUGAACGGCAGCAACUCCGCAGGGCCGGCCGCCCAGACCAUAAUCGCCCCUCACAGACUCAUCUCUUCUUGUCCCGUUGGGAAAAUCCAGAACUGGACGAACCGAGCCUUCUCGGCGCAUCAGCUGGCUUUACUGAACUCAAAUCAUUAUCUGGGACUGGCAAACCAGGCCACUGCCACCGGCCUGGCCCUCUACAGCAGCAGGCAAACGGAGGACAAGAGUCAUAGUUCAGAGACUCCAGUCACAGGCCACACAGAUGAACAGUGUUACAAAGUUAUAGCUUACAGAGUACAGUGUGUGUGAUGUGUGUUUGUGUGUGUGUGUGUGUGUGUGCCUGCGUGUGUGUGCCUGCGUGCGUAUGAGUGGUGUGUGUAUGCAACUGCUUUGAAAAAUGUCCGAGAGGAUUACGGAAACCUCAUCAGAAAGCAUUUAAGGAAAUGUGGAAUUGGGUGAAAACUGUUCUUCAUUUUUUGUGCCGCUUUCCCUCCUUCAUUUGGUGUUGUUACAUCCAUGUAAUAUUAAGGCCCACGUGCUUGUAUUUAAUGGUUUACAUAAAGCCCUCAACCCAUUAAACCAACUAGUUUUCAACACUAAAUUCUCUGAAACCCGGGAUGGGCUCUGAUAAUAGGCCGUUCACUUGAUACAUUUUAAUUUUCAUUGCCACAAUUUCAGAGAGAUCUUAGUGCCUUGGAUGCAGAAGAGACGUUGUUAAAAGCAGCUUUCCACCCAGUUCAAAGAUAGUGAGGCUGUCAAUGAAUGACAUUUGGGAUUUUUCUUUUUGAUGCCAUAGCACAUUUUCCUUUUUAAACGCCAUAUUUACCCGUAUUAGCUUUUAUUCUAAGUUUUUUUUUUUUUUUUUGGUUUUUUAAUCCCUGUGUGCGCUUGUGUUAUUUCGUUUGUUUCUUGUUUGGUCAUGCAAAUGAGCUCAAUGCAAAGUCACUACAGGCUGGUUUUUGAAAGGCAAUUGUCACUUUUAUAUCACUUUGUGUUUUAGCUCUCCAUGAGGUUAUUAUUAGUUUUUUUAGAACACUUUUUUUUUCUUUUCUUUUUUUUCUUUUUUUUUAAAUUUUUGUUUCACCCCUGUAUAUUCCAGGCCUCAGAACCAACUAGAAGCAGCGAUGGUUCUUUCGGGUCUCUCUCCUCUCCAUAAACCCUCACCCAUCUUCUUCUUUUUUUUAAAUUUAAUUUGAAUAUGGAAUGUAAAAUAAGAAUAAUACAUCUCUGUAUACUUACAUUGUAAGCAUGUCCUGUGUAAAACUGCUAAUGUAAUAAUGUAUGAACCUGUAGUCUGUGAGUUUUUUUUUCUUUUUGUAAGUUCU
Xiphias gladius (swordfish) is the source of this 2556-nucleotide messenger RNA. It is a transcript of the gene irx3a, whose product is annotated as iroquois homeobox 3a. Gene Ontology annotation, biological process: cell development; regulation of transcription by RNA polymerase II; neuron differentiation. Gene Ontology annotation, cellular component: nucleus. The record is from RefSeq and is a predicted model, not a curated record. Gene Ontology annotation, molecular function: RNA polymerase II cis-regulatory region sequence-specific DNA binding; DNA-binding transcription factor activity, RNA polymerase II-specific. The coding region runs from base 224 to 1540 and encodes 438 amino acids. Lineage: Eukaryota; Metazoa; Chordata; Actinopteri; Istiophoriformes; Xiphiidae. The transcript is spliced from 3 exons.